GGUGGUCGGCGUGGGUGGAUUACUGUUGUAAUCCUCAAGAAUGCAAAGUGUGGAUAAGAAAUCUGCAUUAGUUGUUCCGUGCUUCCCGCCGACAAAACGUCACCACCACUGUAUCCGAGAUCGAGGGUCCCACCACCAGCCCCAUCUUCUUCUCUUCUUUGGCUCCCGUCUGCCUCACUCAGAGUCAGCAGAAUUACCGUCACAUCCAUCCAAAACGUUACUUCCUAGUACACAAGUCCCUCCCGAACGGAUAGCCUGUCAGCGGAACAAGGAAGCAAAGAAACGGAACCCAACAAAAUAGCCACCAAAUAUCCGUACCAGGUGGAGAAUCGAUCACCGAUAAAGUGUUGCCUCCAAUUCCGUUAUUCCGUUCCCCAAUACCAAUACAACACCACCGCCGCAACGAACGGCAUGUCGAAACGAGUCGUGCGUUCGUUGCUCAUUACAACAUGAGCCUGAGCAACGUGCCGCAUCUUCCACUGUUCCCGGGCCACACGAACAAGGAAACCCGUUCCAGGAAAAGGAACACCCAUUCCAUCUAUCUGUACCUA
Messenger RNA from Colletotrichum godetiae, 551 nucleotides. RefSeq lists its product as uncharacterized. Bases 41 to 301 code for a protein of 86 amino acids. The record is from RefSeq and is a predicted model, not a curated record. NCBI's taxonomy places the organism in Eukaryota, Fungi, Ascomycota, Sordariomycetes, Glomerellales, Glomerellaceae. The transcript has a single exon.